ACGCCAUUGAAGAAACCAACCUCCCUUUCGGAGAAAUUUCCUCAACACAAAUCUACUUUCCCCUAUUUAUACUUUCUGCCUCUGCCCCAUUUUAUCCUCUCAUACCAUUCCUGAUUUUUUCCUUUAUCAUUCCCCUGUUUUCCUCUGUUUUUUUUCCUAAGAAUUUGUGGAGAUAUGGAGGGCAAUCAGCAAUCGUUUUGGCAGUUCAGCGAUCAGCUCAGAGUGCAGACUUCGAACUUGGCGAAUCUCUCGUUGAACGAAUCGAUUUGGAGCAGUCCGUACACGAAGAGGCAAGAUGAGAGGCGGAAUUUUGAUAUCAGGGUCGGUGGGGAGAUCAAUUCCGGGAGCAGUUUGAAGCAGAAAGGGUUGGAUUUUAAUGGAGGUUACGAUAUGAGGGUCGGUGGGGAGAUCAAUUCCGGGAGCAGUUUGAAGCAGAAAGUGUUGGAUUUUAAUGGAGGUUACGAGAUGAGGGUCGGCGGGGAGAUCAAUUCCGGGAGCAGCUUGAAGCAGAAAGGGUCGGAUUUUAAUGGGGGUUACGAGAUGAUGGUCAGUAGGGAGAUGAAUUCCGUGAAUGAUUUGAGGCAGAAGGGCAAUGAUUAUAAUGGGUUCAACGGUGGGUGGAAAAUCGGGGUGAGCCCGUUCAUGGGUGGAGCUCAGAGCAAUGUUGGAGUCAAUGGAGGAUUCAACAAGGGCGUGUAUUCAAAGCCUGGGAACUAUAUCAAUAGCAACAUCAAUGUGAAGAACGGCAACAACAAGAAUGGGAAUUUCAAGGGAGAGGAUGAGCAUGGAGUGAAGGUUGGGAAGAAGAACAAAGGCAACAAGAACAAUAACAAUAACAACAACAACGAUGGUGAUAACAAUAGUAACGGUACUAAGACCGCUGCUGAUAAGCGCUUCAAGACGCUUCCACCAUCGGAGUCUCUCCCCAGAAAUGAGACCGUUGGUGGAUACAUCUUUGUCUGCAACAACGAUACUAUGCAAGAGAAUCUCAAGAGACAGCUCUUUGGUUUGCCUCCCAGAUACCGUGAUUCAGUGCGGGCUAUAACCCCAGGAUUACCCCUUUUCCUCUACAAUUACUCCACCCACCAGCUUCAUGGAGUUUUUGAGGCUGCAAGCUUUGGAGGAACAAACAUUGAUCCAACUGCUUGGGAGGACAAGAAGUGCCCUGGUGAAUCACGCUUCCCUGCUCAGGUGCGGGUGGUCACCAGGAAAAUCUGUGAGCCAAUGGAAGAGGAUUCAUUCAGGCCGGUCCUCCAUCACUAUGACGGCCCCAAGUUCCGCCUGGAGCUGAAUGUGCCAGAGGCACUCUCUCUGUUGGACAUCUUCAAUGAGAAAACUCCCUGAAGGGAACAACAGCAUUCAGGCAUACGGGUACACAUACAAGUUAGCAAAGAAACAAGACAGAAGAAAGAAGGAAUACAUAUAAAUGAAGUUCCAAAAGGUUGGGAGAUAGGAAGAAUAGAAGAAGGGUGUGGUAUAGAAAAUACAGCCUAUGUGUUGUAUAACCUUUUUGUUAAGGCGGUUGCUGUUGUCCCUCUAGGUUCUUUGGUUUGGGCUAUAUGUAUAAAUAAUCAUGAACCAUGAAAACAUAUCCAGUUUGAACUAUGUGCUCUAUAUAAGUGUAUGGAACAUAUAUGGCAGAUUGGAUCCUUCAUAUUUAAACUAAAUUUCACCUUCUUAUC
Molecule: messenger RNA, 1682 nt
Organism: Vitis riparia (riverbank grape)
Lineage: Eukaryota; Viridiplantae; Streptophyta; Magnoliopsida; Vitales; Vitaceae
Exons: 5
Coding region: 175-1344 (389 amino acids)
Biological process (GO): response to endoplasmic reticulum stress
Source: RefSeq, a predicted model, not a curated record